UGAAGAAUGUUCCCCUUACAAGUACAAAAACAAAUGGCUUUCGGCAGCGAAGAAGGUCAAAGAAGGGCGUAAGAAGGAUCAGGAGAAGAAAGACGAAAAUCCAACUGUUCGGAUAAGUAGCCAUGAUACAGAAGAACCCUCAGUGCUGGUCCAGAGCAUCAUCCAGGAUCCAAUCAUAGAAGAAGCAGUUCCAAAACAAGACUUCGACGAAUCGGAGGUUUUCAAACGGGGUAAGGUUUACAAAGGAGUGUACUUACUCUCACUGACGAACAGCUUCAAGGAGAAGCACUUGGAACUGUCCUAUCAGCGCUACUCCCACAGGCAGCGCCAGCGAUCUCUGAUAAUAGUCAACCUCGUGGAUGCCGUUGUCAAGCUAGCUGUGUGUGGGAUCGCAACAGCUGGAGGACAAACGCAAGACCACAAGCCUGAGAGGUGGCUGUGGACCGGUGGAGGUAUUGCUGCCAACAUCACGCUCUGUUCGCUGGGCUGUUGGAAGAGCUUCGCCAACAAUUACCUGCAUUGGGCUGCCUUGGCAACCUGGGCCGUCCUCAAUAUCCAAGGUCUAUUGGGCAAGUGCUAUGGAUUUUCCCCUCCUGAAUAUUUAGUAUGGUAUGUGUUGUUUAUUAUUUUUGUAACAUACUCCAUGCUGCCAUUACCUCUUCGCUGGUCAAUAACAUCAGGAUCUGUUACCUCAAUUCUUCACAUGAUGAUCACAACGACUGUUUUUCUACAGGCAGGAGAGGGUUUUACUUGUUUGUUGAAACAACUAUUCUCAACCUUUCUUAUCUAUGGCGCAGUUAAUUUCACUGGAAUGUAUACUAAGUAUCUAACAGAUAGAAGCCAGAGGAAGGCAUUCUUAGAAACUCAUAGGUCAACUGAAACUAGAUUUAAAACUCAAAAAGAAAAUGAACAACAAGAAAAACUUCUCUUGUCAGUUCUGCCAGAUUUUGUAGCAAGAGAGAUGAUUCGAGACAUUGCAAGUGAAUCUGAGCGGGGAGCAUUCACACCACAUCAGUUUCAUCGAAUUUACAUUCACUGUUAUGAGAAUGUUAGCAUUUUAUUUGCAGACAUCAAAGGCUUCACUGCAUGGGCAAGUCAAACAAGUGCUCAAGAAUUAGUGAGGGUAUUGAAUGAUCUCUUUGCGAAAUUUGACAAACUGGCUUUGGAAAAUCAUUGCCUAAGAAUAAAGCUUCUUGGAGAUUGCUAUUACUGUGUUUCUGGAUUGCCAGAAGAAAGACAAGACCAUGCUUCUUGUUGUGUUGAGAUGGGUCUCCACAUGAUUACCGCCAUUCAAGAUGUACGCAACAAGUUAAAUGUUGAUUUGAACAUGAGAAUAGGAAUUCACUCAGGUUCGGUUCUUUGUGGAGUACUUGGCCUGAGGAAAUGGCAGUUUGACGUUUGGUCCUAUGAUGUGACAUUAGCAAAUCACAUGGAGUCUGGUGGUAUUCCUGGGAGAGUACAUAUCUCAAAAGCAACAUUAGCAUGCCUAAAUAAUCAGUACGAGGUAGAACCGGGAUAUGGUGAGACUCGUGACUCCUAUUUGAAAGAACAUGAAGUAGAAACAUUUUUGAUAAAACAACAAGCACCAUCUAAACCUCACACAGUCCAGCGUGAAAUAUCUCGUACUAGGUUAUGGUCUGAAGGUGAUCAAACAUUGAUAACAGUACAGCAAUUUACAAAUAGCAAAAAGAAAAAGCAAAUGGAUAGUAAUGGUAAUCAUGGUAAUCACACAGCAGAAAGUUAUACUGAAGAUUGGACUCCGGAAAUCCCCUUUGAAAAUUUAAGUGCAACUGGACCAGAACAAGAACGAAGUGAAACUGAAAAAGAAGGAAACCCUGUUAAUCUGAGUUCAGCUGAAGAAGCUGAUGUUAUUAUGGACCAUUGCAUUGAGAUAGAAAGCAAUCAACGGAUGAGGAAAGAAAAUAUUAGUAUGUGGACACUAAGAUUUAAACAGCCUAAAAUGGAAGAAGAGUUCUGCCAAUUGAGAGAGGAUAUGUUCAAAUCAAACAUGCUCAUUUGCUACAUUAUUUGGCUGUUUAUUGUAGCAUGUCAAGCGAUAAUUCUACCUAAAUGUCAACUCCUGCUAGGAUUCGUUAUUUUUUCUACUGUACUUUUAACUAGUGCUGUUCUUCUUGUUAUGGCAGAAGAGUUACCAAAGCUUCCUCAUCAUCUUCAACACAUCCUCAAUAUGCCAUUUUCAGCACAGAUGCUGUUAAUGCUUUCUAUAUUUUUUACAUUAGUUGCCUAUCAUGCAAGACUUGUAGAAAUCACUUCAAGGCUUGAUUUUUUAUGGAAACUCGAUGCACAAAGAGAACUUGCAGAAAUGAGGGAAACCAGAAAAAAUAAUCGGCAGUUAUUACGGAAUAUAUUGCCUGAUCAUGUUGCCCAACACUUCCUUAAUGAUCGUUUAGCUGAUGAACUAUAUUCUCAAUCAAGAGACAAAGUUGGAGUUAUGUUUGCCACCAUUCCAAAUUUUACUGAAUUUUAUUCUGAAGACGUUAACAAAGGAAUGGAAUGCAUUCGUCUUUUGAAUGAAAUUAUCGUUGACUUUGAUGAACUAUUAUCUGAAGCAAGAUUUAGCUCAAUUGAAAAAAUUAAAACUGUCGGAGCAUCUUAUAUGGCUGCUUCAGGAUUGAAUCCAAUUCAUGAGACAGAAGAUGAAUAUGCCCAUGUUUGCUCAUUGGUUGAUUUUGGCUUAGCCAUGAAACAAUCUCUAGAAGCCAUUAAUAAGCAUUCUUUCAAUAAUUUUCAUCUGCGGAUUGGCAUAAGCAGUGGUGCUCUCGUUGGUGGUGUGAUUGGUGCUAGGAAACCUGUUUAUGACAUUUGGGGAAAUACUGUGAAUGAAGCUUCAAGAAUGGAUUCCACAGGAAAAAUGGGAAGAAUUCAAGUGCCUAAACAUACUGCAAUGAUGCUGAUUGCAAGAGGUUAUUUGAUGGAAUAUCGAGGAUUCGUUCCUGUCAAAGGAAAAGGUGAAAUGGAAACCUAUUUUGUUCUCGGAAAAGAAGAAAAAAUACAGGAGACAACAUCUAAGCCAACAUUUCAGCAUGCUUCUCUUGCUGCAGUUGUCUAUGGAAUGGUCCAAGCCAGAAGGCGACAUCUUACAAUGAAACGUUCAAACCAUGGAGGAAGCACUCUGAGUCGAACCAAGUCACAGCAAGCCACUCCUCUCUCAUCAGGACAUCGACUUGUCAAUUUCAGCAGUUUCCGAAUCUCGAAACCCUCCCCUUCCCCUCUUCGACGCAAUACAACUCGUGCAGGUCGGCAGCUCAGUCAGCCUAUUGGAGUUCAAUGCAAUCGUCAACUUUCUGUUGAUCCGACACUUCUUCACUCAGCUCCUGAUACUCGAAAUACCUCUCCUAAUCUUUCACAGGGUAAUGUGAGGUCUAUAUCUAUGAACUUCAGUAACUCAUCAGAACACAGUAGAUGAUAGGCCUUCUUAUAACGGUUGAAAAUUUUUAGUUUAUUGAUUAUGUAUAUUUGUACUUAAUGCUUUAUUUAAGUCAUUGUUGAUCUCGUUGUAUUUUAUACUUUCAUUUGAAUGAAUCAGUGAAUGAGUGUGUUUUAGACUUUGUAUUUAUGUUAAUAGUUAUUAUUUAUUUAUUAUUUUUUAAAUAUUUUGAUUAAAUUGAUUGUUCUUUGAGGUUUAAAGGAAAGUGAAUGUAUGUUAUGGCCUUCGAUUCACAGAUCUUUUAAUUAUAAAUAUACUAGUUAUAAAAAAAAUUUUUAAAAUGUAUGACUCAAAAUAUUAUUUUUGUUUUUCUCAAAAAAUAGUAGUCAUAAAGUUUCUCUUUUGUUGAUUUUAUCUUUUGAUACUUUUAAAUUUUAAUUUCAUAACAUUGCCAAAAAUUGUUAAUAUUGUUGUUAUAUACAUUAAUGAUGUGAAAUUGAGUUCAUUUUAUUGACACUAUUUAUGAUGCAUUAUUUAAAAUAUUUGAAAAGUCGAUUAGUAUAUUAAGAAUAUUUAAUGAAAGUAAGAUUAUUGUAGAUUUUAAAUAUGGACCAUUAAUCUAAUCAUUGUAGGAGAACAUUUUGGUAAAAGUUCACAUUGAUCUCAGUUUUUCUUUUUUACAUGAAAUACAAACUUAGGAAAAUCACUUAUAAAUCUAAUUCUGAUUUUAUUUUGAGAUAAUACUUUUCAGCUGUUAAUAUGUCAUAUAUUUUCCAUUACAUACAAUAAUCUUAAAGUGCUUUAUUGUUAAUGUUAUAAAACAAAUAAUCUCCAAUUUUUACAUUAUAUAAACUUAUCCUUAAGAUAUAUUAAUGAAAGACUGCAUUAUUCAUAUUUGUAUACACUCAAUAGUAUUAAUAGUUUUUGAAUGAGUCAGUAGAUAAUUUUAAGUAAUAUCUUUAAGAUAUUCUACUUUGUAUACAAAGUGUUCAAAUGAAUAUUUAUUCUAUUAUUUAUUGUUAUGUGUAUAUAUGACCAAAAGUCAUUGUAUUAAUGAUAUAGUUUUUGUGGUAAAUUGUAAAUAAAAUAUUUGUUCUAUGCUGUCAUGUAAAGCAAAAUCAUGAAAUUAAUUUAAUUAAAAUAUUUUUAUUUA
Nezara viridula (southern green stink bug) is the source of this 4541-nucleotide messenger RNA. The record is from the annotation of a GenBank genome assembly. NCBI's taxonomy places the organism in Eukaryota, Metazoa, Arthropoda, Insecta, Hemiptera, Pentatomidae.